AUUACACUAAACAAUAGUAUUGUUUGAAUGCUAUAGACAUCGACACCUAAAUCACAUCCAAAUCACAUCCAAAUCACUUUUGAUUGCCAUUUGGGAUGAGUAGUGGAGGACAUCGAGAUGUGGGACCUUUGCUUCAGAUGUUGCGCUCUUUCUUGAGAGGGAGGUCUUGGAAUGAACAGCUCAGACAACCGCAACAUCUGUCCCACAGACCGUAUCCAUCGGCACAACUGCCGGGCGGGCCCUCACAUGAAACCAGUGCUAAUUACUAUUACACUCGUGACGCCCGAAGAUUAGUCACACCACCCGUUCAAGUGAUGGAUAAUACGGCCAAACAAUUGACUCAAUCUGGCGUUAAAGAGGCACCGCUUGUCUCUAAGACUGCACCAAAACCCGGAUUUACUUACAAUUGGGACUAAAUGUAACGA
This is a messenger RNA of Medioppia subpectinata, 425 nucleotides long. The record is from the annotation of a GenBank genome assembly. NCBI's taxonomy places the organism in Eukaryota, Metazoa, Arthropoda, Arachnida, Sarcoptiformes, Oppiidae.